Durusdinium trenchii is the source of this 1873-nucleotide messenger RNA. Lineage: Eukaryota; Dinophyceae; Suessiales; Symbiodiniaceae. The record is from the annotation of a GenBank genome assembly.
GUUUGCACUUUUGCUCCUUGUCCUGUUGAUUGUACAUUCGGAAGCUGGGGACAUGGUCAGAAUGUUCAACUUCCUGUGGGCCUGGUGGCCGGAUCAGCCGGACACGUGCUAUUCUGGUCCAUCCCUCGCUGGGAGGUUCUCCGUGCAAUGCCAGUGACUUGAUCCAAAUAGAUUCUUGUGAGGAUGCCCCAUGUCCAAUCCAUUGCGAAUGGGCGAGCUGGGACGAAUGGAGCAAAUGCACGAAAGACUGCAACGGGGGCAUCACGAAUCGCCACAGAUCCGAGAAGACGACGGCAGUGUUUGGGGGCAAAGCAUGUGAAGGCUCAGCUGACGAGGAGAUGGUUUGCAAUGCGCAUGGAUGUCCUGUGGACUGCAAAUUUGAUGAGUGGUCUGAAUGGAGUGAGUGCUCGAAGAGCUGUAGCACCGGGAACAGGACAGCAAGUCGGGCAUUGAUCACCUCUCCGCAGUGGGGCGGCCAACCUUGCGACGGAGGUGUUUUAAGGACAGAGUAUUGCAAUGAACAACCAUGCCCGGAAGACUGCGCUUGGGGAGAAUGGUCGCAUUAUUCGGUUUGUUCAAAGACUUGCGGAGGUGGUGAGAUGUUGCGAUCUCGACCACGAAUUUCUGAGAUGUACGGUGGACACCCAUGCAGCGGCAAUGAAACGGAGUCAAUUGAAUGCAGCACGCAAGGGUGUCCUCAAGACUGCCGGUGGGGACAGUGGACAGAUUGGUCCUCUUGUUCGAAGGAGUGUGGCGGUGGAUACAUCAAAAGACUUCGCGAAGUGCUACAAAAGGCUGAGAACGGAGGAGAUCCUUGUUUUGGAUCCAAUAUGCAAGAAGCAGGGUGCAACUUUGAUGUGUGUGCACAAGAUUGCUCUUGGAAUGACUGGGAACAAUGGGCCCCAUGUAGUGCCAGCUGCAAUGGAGGAACCCGGUCCAAAUCACGCACGAAGAAAGCAGAAGCAGCCAAUGGUGGGAUGCCUUGCGUUGGAAACCGCACCCAGAUUGAAAAGUGCAGUGUGGAGCCCUGCCCAGUGGACUGCACUUUUGAACUUUGGGAUUCAUGGGGCGAUUGCUCCACAUCUUGCGGAAAAGGAUCUCGGUUUCGCACUCGGGUGAAGAAGGAGGAAUUGUAUGGUGGAGCACCUUGUCAGGAUGUUAUGUGGGAGGCCAGCGAUUGCAGUAAUCCAGAUUCAUCCAGUUGUCCUGCGCACACCACCAGCACAACGACCCUUUUGACCCUGCUGAAACUUCCAGAGGGUGAGCUGGCGUGGAGCCACUUGCACAACGUAUGGGAACCGCAGGCCAGCCGAGGUCCACUCGCAAUUCCUUCGCAAAAUGACCUUUCCAAGAACUUUACAGAAAGCAAAGACCCCAGCUAUAGAGGUCAAGCUUACAAGCCCUGCCCAGAGGGUGAGCUCGACAAGAUGCGUCUUGGAAUGAGUGAGCCAGUGAGGGAGUAGAUCAGUAGAUAUGAUAGUUGGAUGACAUGGCCAAGACCGAUGUUCAUGUGACAGCUAGGUGUUCACAAGCUUGAUCAGGCUUGCAAAGAUGGAGGCGUUGAAGAAGCAACCUGGUGGCGUAGCGACCUGAGCUAGCAAAAUGCAGCUAGCACUUUCGCAUUGAUGCUUCGCCCACUCACCUGGCACUGCGUCCCAGCUCUCAAGACAAAGCCAGACUUGAAGCCGCUUGAGGUUGCAAAAGGAAUUGAAAAGAUUCACAAUAGAGCGUUGAAUUCUAUGGCUAAGGACGUUCUCACCGUCAUUGUUUGCUCUGGCCUUCCACCGACUGCGAACAUAUUAAACAUGAGACCUGCCAUACCCAGGGAAGCUUGACGCUCCCACUCACUAACAUGGAAGUGGGAACCCCCCUG